Molecule: messenger RNA, 1290 nt
Organism: Monomorium pharaonis (pharaoh ant)
Lineage: Eukaryota; Metazoa; Arthropoda; Insecta; Hymenoptera; Formicidae
Product: microtubule-associated protein 10-like
Exons: 3
Coding region: 64-930 (288 amino acids)
Biological process (GO): mitotic spindle midzone assembly; cytoplasmic microtubule organization; positive regulation of cytokinesis
Cellular component (GO): centrosome; mitotic spindle midzone; midbody
Molecular function (GO): microtubule binding
Source: RefSeq, a predicted model, not a curated record
GAAUAAUAUAAUAUAUUACAUUAACUACAAUUUCCUUAAUUAAUUUUUUAUAUAGAAAAACUAAUGGAAGGGGCUCAACUGUUUUUAAUAGAAUUAUUAGUUGAUACAGUUAAUAUUCCUAGAAUACGGGCGAUCUACGAUGAAAUAUUGCCGGCCAAAACAUGCAUCUCCUUUCAAAUAUUGAACUUACCCCUUAUCAAAAUCUAUCAAGAAACCCCAACAGAAACUUGUGCCUGUACCGAUAAUGGAUUGCAAGUCUUUAAAAAGGGCAAGUCUUGCUUAUUUUCUCUUCCAAACAAUGUCCUACAAAAACCGUUGUGCAACUUUCCCAUAACAAUGUCCGUCUAUAAAGAACUACCGCCAGGAGUUUUGCCGGACGUGAUGCUAAUCGGCACUCACCAGAUUCAACUUCACAGCCUUAUAAAUUCCCUGCUAAGAAUGCACGCCUCUCAGCACAGCAAUCCGUGCAAAACGUUGAAGAAUGCUUUUAAAAUUACCACAGCGACAGGGCAACAUGUGGGUGAAAUCACAGUUUUCAUCCGCGUCUCGUGCUUCGGCAAGAAGAUUGUCACGCAAUUUCAGCUUCCUCACAAUAGGCAAUCCUACCUUUUCAAGGGCGUCGACAGUGGCCCUGUGUAUCAGUGUAAGAGGAUCACUUCCGCUUUGGACAGACGACAGGUAAAAUGCGUGUGCCCUUCCAAGAACGGUAAUGGCAGCGGAGAAACCGCAAGAACUUACUACCCCGUUAGCGCGGACGAACCCCGGCAAAGGGUACGACUAGAGGAUAUCAAAAAAGAUCAAUGUUUACUGUGUUGCCGCGGCGGGCGGGAUGUCGUCAAGAGCAAGGAAAUUGUUAGGAAAUGUGGCUGCGUCAUUAAAGAAGAACGGGCUUGCAACUGCCCCCGGUCAAGUAUCAAAUAUUCAACGUAAGCGGAGAAAGAAAAAAACGGUUCUAAAAGUCAACGGAUAAAAAAUGUAGAAAUCAAGUUACUCAAGAUAACGAAGGAUCUCGGCCGAUCGAUGUUUCCCGUCGUUUCGAUCCUCAUCCGGCAUCAUCCGCGCGCGCUCCUGCGUAUUUGAAUCUUCGUUUAUUCCUGUCCAGCGUCGCGGGGGGCGCCGUGAUGGAACCAAAGGGAUGCGACCACGGGAGGAAGGGAGGCCCGGUCGACGACCCGCCGCUCUCAUCCCCGCCAACCCCUUACCUCGCUGCGGGGUGCUAGGCCGAUAUUGUCGCGUCUGCGCGAUGAACAACGUGAGACAGUCGGGCUAAAGGGGAUCCGCGGUGGAGAC